Messenger RNA from Drosophila grimshawi, 621 nucleotides. RefSeq lists its product as uncharacterized. The record is from RefSeq and is a predicted model, not a curated record. The transcript has 3 exons. Lineage: Eukaryota; Metazoa; Arthropoda; Insecta; Diptera; Drosophilidae. Bases 43 to 324 code for a protein of 93 amino acids.
AAUUUAUUUUUCGAAACAACAUUCCUUCUAACUAUUAUAAAUAUGAAACUGCUUGGAUUGGGGUUGCAAUUGGCCAAACGACGUCAAUCCUCAUGCGCCAGUGGAUGCCAUCAACCGUACGAUGCAUUGCCUCCAUGUCCGCCCAAGCCGAUGUGGACAGGCGGGCGAGUUUUGGUCUUUUCAAUGGUAACAUUUGGGGCUGGAGUUUACACGGGCGUUUACGUAUCGCAGAAUUAUGAAGUAGCUCGAGUGGACGAUCCGCAAAAAUUAAUAGAAAGAAUGAAUCGUAAAAUCGCCGAGCUAUUCGAGGGAAAGAAAAAGUAACGUUCAAAUAUGGCUCCAUAAAUACAAAUUUUCAACCAGGCCAGGCAGUUUUAAAUUUAGUUUAUCAUAAUGUAGCCUUGACUCACGGAUAAAAAAUACCAAUCUGUCUAAAAACGAACAUCAAGCAAGGCCGGAUUAAACAUAAAGUGAAGAUCGAAAAAUCAAUUAGCAGCUAAUCAAAUUUGCAAAUUAAAUUUUAUAUAAUUAUAAAAAUCAAAUUAUAAUAAUUUCGACAUCAUGUUCAAAAUUAAUACUUCCUAUUGAAAAUAGUAGACAACAAUAAAUCAAUGCUUAUUA